CACACUUUUAGUUCCUCACUCUCUUUUCUCUCAAUCUUCAUAUCCUGCGGUGGGAUAAGCAGCGAGAGGAUGAGCCCCUGAUCCUAUGCUGGACCCUGAUUGACCUGACAGCUCAAACUAUUAUCAUCCAACCAAAGAAGACCGUCAUCGAAUCAAGUAAUCAAGAAGAAAUUCUGCUUACUGAACACUAGCUUCAGGAAGCGUUGAAGAACAUCCAGCAUACUUCAACAACAGAAACAGCAUCAGAUCUGGUUGAUCGGACAGAAUUACCUGGGAGUCUCGAACUAGGCCCUUCUCUUCUCGGACUCUGAGAUCUGUGUGGCUGCAGUGAGUGCUCACGUUCAGCCGUAGUCUGCUGUACAUGGAGACCCAGAGCUGGGCAGAAACUAAACCAGGAAACGGGCUGUUUAAAACCGGAAACAUUGCUCUCUUCGGAAACGUAGUGUACAGUGGGCUGCUGAACGAUCACUUCUGGCACUUUGGGGUUCCCCUUGUCACAAGACUGGGUAACCAGGAGGCACCAGCCCCUCCAGAGGCCAUGGCUCAGCCAUACGCACCAGCGCAGUACCCUCCUCCUCCGCCUCAGAACGGGCUGCCCGGCGAGUACGCCCACCCUGGCCAGGAGUACACGGGCCCAAACCCAGUGCCCGAGCAUGCAGCCGCCCUCACCAUCUAUACAACCACACAGACACACAGUGAUCCAACUGGCACUGACAGCAACACACCCUCUCUCACAGCACCCAACAGUUUACCAGCAGAUGAUGUGGCGCAGACAGAGGCAUCCCAGCAGCUCCAGCUCCAGCCCUCAGACUCUUCAGAGAAGCAGCAGCCCAAGCGGUUACACGUCUCCAACAUUCCUUUCCGCUUCCGUGACCCAGAUCUCCGACAAAUGUUUGGGCAAUUUGGGAAAAUUUUAGAUGUGGAAAUUAUUUUUAACGAGCGGGGCUCUAAGGGUUUCGGUUUUGUAACUUUUGAAACGAGUGCAGAUGCAGACCGUGCACGGGAGAAACUUAAUGGUACAAUCGUAGAGGGACGCAAAAUCGAGGUAAACAAUGCAACAGCGAGAGUAAUGACAAACAAGAAAGUGGCAAACCCCUACACAAAUGGUUGGAAGCUGAAUCCUGUGGUGGGCGCUGUCUAUGGUCCUGAAUUUUAUGCAGUUACAGGCUUUCCAUAUCCAACCACAGGGGCUACGGUGGCAUACAGGGGUGCCCAUUUGAGGGGUCGGGGUCGUGCAGUCUACAAUACAUUCCGUGCCGCACCCCCACCUCCUCCUAUUCCUGCUUAUGGAGCUGUGGUUUACCAGGACGGCUUCUAUGGGGCUGAGAUCUAUGGUGGCUAUGCAGCAUAUAGGUAUGCCCAGCCAGCCGCAGCAGCUGCAGCAGCUUACAGUGACAGCUAUGGCAGAGUCUAUGCAACAGCAGACCCCUAUCACCACACGAUUGGACCCGCAGCCACGUACAGCGUGGGCACUAUGGCUAGCCUAUACAGAGGAGGGUACAGUCGCUUCACUCCAUACUAAAGACAGAAAACCCACC
Molecule: messenger RNA, 1538 nt
Organism: Trichomycterus rosablanca
Lineage: Eukaryota; Metazoa; Chordata; Actinopteri; Siluriformes; Trichomycteridae
Gene: rbfox3a
Product: RNA binding fox-1 homolog 3a
Exons: 16
Coding region: 362-1522 (386 amino acids)
Biological process (GO): nervous system development; regulation of alternative mRNA splicing, via spliceosome
Cellular component (GO): cytoplasm; nucleus
Molecular function (GO): mRNA binding
Source: RefSeq, a predicted model, not a curated record